Molecule: messenger RNA, 1216 nt
Organism: Rattus norvegicus (Norway rat)
Lineage: Eukaryota; Metazoa; Chordata; Mammalia; Rodentia; Muridae
Gene: Armc12
Product: armadillo repeat containing 12
Exons: 6
Coding region: 8-1030 (340 amino acids)
Source: RefSeq, marked provisional
UGAAGACAUGGGUAAGACCAUUCCCUCGUACCUGGAGCAACUGGACCUCCGCAAAGGCUUCAUAGGCCUGGCUACAGGUGCCGGGGCCAUAUACCUGCUGUACAAGGCCAUCAGAGCUGGCUUAAAGUGUCAGUCACCGCUCUGUUCCGACUCACCUAUCUGCAUUGCCCGCCUGGCCAUAGAGAGAGAGCGCCACGGGCGGGACUCGGGUGAGAUUCGAAGACUUCUCCACUCUCUAGAGUGCAAACACGAUGCAUAUACCAAAAGCAUGGUCCUUCAUAGCAUCACCCGCUGCGUGUACUUGCUGGAAGCUGAGGCCUCUGCUUGUACAUUGGAUGACAUCAAUUUGAUCGCUGAAAUGCUGGAUGACAAGGACAACAGUGUCAAAAUCCAAGCUCUGAACGCACUUAAGGCUUUCUCUGGCAUCAGGAAAUUCAGACUCGUCAUUCAGGAACAUUGCAUCAAGGUGCUGGAACUGAUUUCCACCAUCUGGGACAUGGAGCUGCACGUGUCUGGCCUCCGACUGCUCAACAGCCUCCCGCUACCUGACUACGUUCACCCACAGCUGCGGCGGGUGAUGCCUGCCCUGAUGGAGAUCAUACAGUCAGACUGUGUUCUGGCACAGGUCCAAGCUGUCCGCCUCCUGAGUUACCUGUCACAGAAGAACGACCUCCUCUAUGACAUUCUCAACUGUCAGGUGCGUCCCAACUUCCUGUGCCUCCUCCAGUGUUCGCAGCCGGGCAGUCUGCUAUUCGAGGUGCUGGUGUUUGCCGAGCGCUUGAGUGAGGGUCGGAACGCCAACCACUACCGAGCGGUAAAAUGGCAUUACAACGAGCAGUCCCUUCACGAAGCCCUCUUUGGGGAUGAGUCCAGACUGGCAGACCGACUGCUUUCCCUGGUCAUCCACCCUGAGGAGGAAGUUCAGAUCCAGGCCUGCAAAGUCAUAGUGAGCUUGCAGUGUCCUCAGGACCUGGGAUGCCGACCCUCUGUCUGCCGACCCAGCCAUUCCUACUUUAAAAACGGAGAGUAACAUUAAGGAGAUCCAAUAAACGCGUACGGGAGGGAAGCUCGAGGCUUCUGGAAGCACGCGUCUGUCCGUUGCCUCCCAGGGCCUGGGUGGAGGCUGGCCUCCGCCUAGGCUGUGGCCCAGCACCCCAAACACAGUCCACUUUCUGUGUUUGGGAGACUGACCCGCCCUUCUUUGCUGCUCUUCAAA